UGUGUCCUGGCACACUGCAGGCAUACUGCAGGCAUACCCAAUCAGGGCUACCGACGGCCUAGCCUCGUGCAUUGCCUGGCCUCGAGAGUCACCAAUAUGAGCAUUGCCGAAGCGUGCAUGGUGCGCCUAUGCCCAUGGCCGGGCAAAGAAUUGCUGCACAGCUGGCACACGAUGGCCAUCCGGGGCUGUUGGACAUGAUUGUAGGCGAGUAUUUACGAGUGAAGCCAUCAGUACUGAUCAGUGUCACGACCGCAGUCGUCGAGUGUCCGGUCUCUGCAUGUCGCUUCAUCGUUGGUUCGCAUAGCCAAGCGAGUACCGCUUUACGAACCCGCCAUCACUCAUCAAACCAGGGUGUGCAAUACUGCCGUCCAGGUGACUCUGACUUUAACAGCUCGUUGAGUGGCCACGAGUACACCGCACCAUUUGUGCUCUUGGUAAAAUCUUAUUCCCGAUCUAACUUGGCAGUGUGCGGGGGUUCCGCGCAUGCGUACCAGGCGCGCCAGCAGCAGCGCCAUUUGCGACCCGCUCCGGCUCUAUGGACUCCUGACAGCAUUGGAUUCGAGGAACCGAAGACCACACUAGCUAUGAUAUGACCGUACCGCAGCUCCCUCCCUUCUUCGCUAUUGCUGCAACUUCGACGCGCACACGAGCCUUUCCGUAACAGCAUCUGAGGAUUGUCGUGUUGCGCAUGAUAUCCAUCGAAAAUCGCCGUACAAAUCCGCAAUGCACUGCUCCUUGGCGUCAUGGCAACAUGCCAUUAGGCUCAGACUCCCCCGUGUGCGGACGUUUCAGCAACGUGCGGAGAGAGGCUGUGCACUCCACUGCUAACCAUGCACUCCGUGUCGUGCCUCGAACGCCCACUCCGUAAACGGAAACCCGAACGGUCUAUCCAACCCAUACAAUGCAGGCAUUGCCAGUCGAUAUAGCUAUUUAACAAGCUCCUGUUACUCUACAAUGUUGGCUCC
Molecule: messenger RNA, 965 nt
Organism: Baudoinia panamericana UAMH 10762
Lineage: Eukaryota; Fungi; Ascomycota; Dothideomycetes; Mycosphaerellales; Teratosphaeriaceae
Exons: 1
Source: RefSeq, a predicted model, not a curated record